This is a messenger RNA of Caenorhabditis remanei, 705 nucleotides long. RefSeq lists its product as uncharacterized. Lineage: Eukaryota; Metazoa; Nematoda; Chromadorea; Rhabditida; Rhabditidae. The coding region runs from base 1 to 705 and encodes 234 amino acids. The transcript has 7 exons. The record is from RefSeq and is a predicted model, not a curated record.
AUGCGCUUCGACUUUCGUACUGUAUCCAGAAUCUGUUUACUCUUGAUUGUUGUAUUUUCAAUUGAAUCAGAAGCAUCGCUUGUACACAAACACAAGGCAAAAGUAGUGAGAGUGGCGAGAGGGAAUGCAGAAGAGAAAACCAGGCUAGCGGAUGGAACGAAGUUUGAGAGAUUUUCGGAGAGAGAUGUGCCCCCACUUCCGAUUGAAGAAGAAGAAGCUGAUGACUUGAACGAUCCAAGAAUCGGACAUCUGGAUAAAGACGGUGGAAUCGCUGUACCAGUUGAUUCAGAGGGAAGAGUUUUGAAAGGCUUUGAAUACCUUCUGAAACCGAUUGAGAUUGAGCUCGAUGAUGAAGAGAGUUUGAGAAGCAGACCGUCUGGAGACCAAUACGAAGCACCAAAAGAUUCUGAAAAUGGAAAGCAGAAGGAUUACAAACCAUACCACAAUAGUCAGGAUCUUGCUCCAAAACCAGAAUUCUUGCCAGAUGGACAAGAGACGAAUGGGGAAGAGUAUGAUGAUGUGGCCAGUGAGCCAAGAGAAUCUCUUCCCGACAUUCCCAAUUUGCCAAAAAUGGAUUAUUCUGAUUCUGGAGAAUUAGAUGAAGAUUUGAAGGCAGAAGAUGGUGCUGGAGAAGAUGAUGACGAUACAAGAGUGGCUGAAGAGGAUUUGAGCGACUCGGAGAGAAGAAUUGUUGGUGGUGAGUAG